GAGACUUCUUCCUGAUUUUUGAACCAACAUCCCAAAAUCUACUCUUUGAAGCUUCUCUUACUUUUUUUCGUCAAAAGAUUGUAGCAUUGUGCUUCGCUUAUGAUGAUUUGUAAGUCAUAUCAAAGAAACCGACUUUGGGGUUUUUCAUAUCGCUUUCCUUGCUAACUAUGAAGCGUGAGAUGAAAGCUCCUAAUACUCCACAAGAGAGUCUCCAAGUCAACCUGAAAGGAAAACAAGGGAGGACAUCUGGCCCUGCAAGACGAUCCACCAAAGGACAAUGGACACCCGAAGAGGACGAAGUUUUGUGUAAAGCUGUUGAGCGUUUUCAAGGAAAGAACUGGAAGAAGAUAGCUGAAUGUUUUAAGGAUCGGACUGAUGUCCAGUGUCUUCAUAGAUGGCAAAAGGUCUUGAACCCAGAGCUUGUGAAAGGACCGUGGUCAAAAGAGGAGGAUAACACAAUAAUUGACCUGGUUGAAAAAUAUGGGCCAAAGAAAUGGUCUACUAUAUCUCAGCAUUUACCUGGGCGCAUAGGAAAGCAAUGUAGGGAAAGGUGGCAUAACCAUCUUAACCCUGGGAUUAAUAAAAAUGCUUGGACUCAAGAAGAGGAACUUACUCUUAUUCGUGCGCAUCAAAUUUAUGGGAAUAAAUGGGCAGAGCUUAUGAAAUUUUUGCCAGGAAGGUCAGAUAAUUCGAUAAAAAAUCACUGGAACAGCUCAGUUAAGAAGAAGUUGGAUUCCUACUAUGCAUCAGGUCUUUUAGAUCAGUGUCAAAGCUCGCCAUUAAUUGCCCUUCAGAACAAAUCUAUCGCUUCAUCUUCCUCAUGGAUGCACAGCAGUGGAGAUGAAGGUAAUUCAAGGCCAGGGGUUGAUGCUGAAGAAUCAGAAUGCAGCCAAGCUUCAACUGUUUUCUCACAAUCAACAAACGAUUUACAAGAUGAGGUUAAACCUGGAAAUGAGGAAUAUUACAUCCCUGAAUUUCAUUCAGGAACAGAGCAGCAAAUCUCAAACGCUGCAUCUCAUGCAGAACUGUACUACCCUUCCUUUGAAGAUGUCAAAAUUGUUGUCCCCGAAAUAUCUUGUGAGGGAGAAUGCUCAAAGAAGAUUCAGAAUCGUAAUUGUUCUCACGAGGUUAGCACUACCACAGCUGCUGAGGAUCAAUUGCAGGGUGUAUCUAAUGAUGCUAAACAGGACCUCGAUCUAGAUUUAUUGACCCAUAACAUGGACAACUAUGGAAAAAAUCAAGCACUUCAACAAGCUUUUCAAAGUUCAGUAAGAUUAAGUGAUCAACCUUCUUUGCCAAACUCGGACACAGAUCCAGAAGCUCAAACUUUGAUCACGGAUGAGGAGUGUUGUAGGGUUCUUUUUCCAGAUACCGUGAAAGAUAGCAGUAUAUCUUCUGGUGAGCAAGGUCGGAAUAUGGUUGACCCUCAGAAGGGCAAAGGAUCUCUUUGUUCUCAGGCUGCAGAAACCCAGGCUGAUGAAACUGGGAAACUUCCAGCUUUGUCCUGGCAUCCUUCAAGUUCUGAGGGCCUGGCGGGUCAUAAUUGUGUCCCUUUGUUAGAUUCAGACUUGAAGGACUCACUUUUACUCUGUAAUGAUUCCAACGCUCCUAUACAAGGCUGUCACCUUUUUGGAGCUACUGAAUUAGAACGUAAAACUGAUACAAAUGACGGUUUCAUCGACACUGAUGGACAUGUAACUUCCCAUGGCAAUGAUGAUAAUGAUGGCAUCCCAGAACAACAGGGGCUGUCAUAUAUUCCAAAGGAUUCUUUGAAGCUAGUACCUCUGAAUAGUUUUUCUUCUCCUUCUAGAGUGAACAAGAUUUAUUUUCCUAUCGAUGAUAAGCCAGCUGAAAAAGACAAAGGAGCUCUUUGUUAUGAACCUCCACGUUUUCCAAGUGCAGAUAUUCCUUUCUUCAGCUGUGAUCUUGUACCAUCAAAUAGUGACUUACGGCAAGAGUACAGUCCCUUUGGUAUCCGCCAGUUGAUGAUUUCUUCAAUGAAUUGUACAACUCCGUUAAGGUUAUGGGAUUCACCGUGUCACGAUAGGAGCCCUGAUGUCAUGCUUAAUGAUGCUGCCAAAAGUUUUAGUGGUGCACCAUCCAUCUUAAAGAAGCGGCAUCGAGACUUGCUUUCACCUGUGCUUGAUAGAAGAAAAGACAAAAAGUUUAAAAGGGCUGCGACGACUUCCUCCUUGGCUAAUGAUUUUUCUCGCUUAGAUGUAAUGCUUGAUGAAGGAGAUGAUUGCAUGUCCUCUCGUCUGUCAGAAUCUCCUGGAAAUGAAAAUAGAUGUGCCUCCCCUUCCAAAGCCAAAGAUAACAGAAAUUCUGCAUCAGGUCGGUCAGAUCAAGAAAUGAUUCCUAUAGAUGAGGAACCAAAGGAAACCUUAGAGUCAGGUGGAGUGACUUCUAUGCAAAAUGAAAAGGGAUGUAAUGACGGUGGUGCUUCAGCUAAAAAUGACCAAGAAAAUUCUGGAAGUUUUGUUGAGAUACGACUGUGUUCUCCUGGUAUGACUCGAUCUAGACCAGAUAACAAAGUUAAUACAAGUGCGAAAGAUCUAUCAAACCAGCACAAAAGAUCAUUAGGUGAUAUUCCAACUGAAGAAAUCUCAUCAGAACCUUCAUGCACAGUGGACUCUAUUCCUUUAUCAGAAAUUGAUAAAACUAACACUACAGAGACUAGCUUUGAUAUUGAAAACUUCAACAUAUUUGAUGGAACUCCGUUCAGAAAACUCCUUGAUACCCCAUCACCGUGGAAAUCUCCUUUACUCUUUGGUACUUUCUUGCAAAGUCCAAAGUUGCCUCCAGAAAUUACAUUUGAGGAUAUUGGGUGUUUUAUGAGUCCCGGCGAGAGAAGUUAUGAUGCCAUAGGACUGAUGAAGCAUUUGAGUGAACACUCAGCUACGGCAUAUGCAGAUGCCUUGGAAGUUCUGGGUAAUGAUACACCUGAAACGAUACUCAAGAAGAGACAGCUGAACAAGUCCAUUCAAGGGAAAGAAAAUCAGCACCAGCCUCAUGAUCAGCUUGGAAACCGAUCCCAGGUGGAGUGUCGCACCUUAGACUUCAGCGAUUGUGGGACACCAGGGAAAGCGACGGUACCCUCGGCUUCUCCGGGAGGCUACUCGAGCCCAUCAUCAUACCUUUUGAAGAGUUGCAGAUAGUGAAGGCUGGUUUUGUUCAUAGAGCUCUGAAGGGACAUUCAUUCUCGCCUUCAAUUUUUUGAUCUCAUAUGUGUAUGUCUUUUUAAUUCCAUCUUUGUCCAAUUUUCUUGUUGCUAAUUUUUUUUUAAUGUGUAGAUCUCACAACUCUGGACAUGAUACAAUUGAUUAAAUAGCGGAAAAGUAACUUGUUCUCAAGAAAUUAACUUUGAACUC
Messenger RNA from Arabidopsis arenosa, 3371 nucleotides. NCBI's taxonomy places the organism in Eukaryota, Viridiplantae, Streptophyta, Magnoliopsida, Brassicales, Brassicaceae. The record is from the annotation of a GenBank genome assembly.